This is a messenger RNA of Pocillopora meandrina, 13416 nucleotides long. The record is from the annotation of a GenBank genome assembly. NCBI's taxonomy places the organism in Eukaryota, Metazoa, Cnidaria, Anthozoa, Scleractinia, Pocilloporidae.
ACAUUUUUAGACAAACCCGAAGGUGCAAGGCUCACUACUAAUGCUCCACAAAAUACUGUCACUGAAGGAGACACUGUUACAUUUAAGUGCAUAGUUAUGGCUGCUGUGCCUCAAGUGUCAAUUUACAAGUUCUAUUUCAAUGGCCGCCUCCUAAGUGGAAACAGCAACAGUGAGUAUACUCUCAAUGACGUCAAUCGAUCUCAGCACUAUGGCAAGUACAAAUGUGUCCCACAUAAUGACGCUGGAGACGGAGUAGAAGCUACUGUGAGACUUAACAUAAAUGGUGGGUAGAAACAUAUUUGAGCGUUUUUGAGUACUUUGGAAUUAUAAUCCGAAAUGGGAAAAACGUUUUUUACCAGUUUACUUGCAUCAAUAACAAUUUCCACACAGCAAAUUAUUACAACCCCGAACAGGGAAGAAUAUAGAGCCUGGUAUUCAGGUUGCCCCGCUAUAGGCUUUUCCUGGGAGUAAUGGGAAUGAGCAAGGAAUUUAAGGUGGGUGAGGGGAAGGAGAAAAAAGUCUGGGAUGAGGCACAUUUUGUGUGGCUUUACAAACAUCUUUGUAUUGCUCUCCAGCUAAAGAAGUGUCUCCUUCACAAGCGUUUCUCAGCUUUCCGCACAAUGCUCCCACCCUAGGUACCUGGGAAAAAUACUGGUGAAGGAUGCCUUUCUUGAAAAAUUUUACCAGUGCCUAAUGAUAAAUGGGUGCCUAAUAGCAAAAGUUGUGCCUGAUGAUAAUAAAUUGGUGCCUUAUAAUGAUGGAUUUGUACCUAAUAAUGUUAGACGGGUGCCUAAUAUUGAUGAACUGGUGCCUAACAACGAUGAACAGGUGCCUAAUGAUAAAAAACAAUGCCUAAUUAUGAUGAACUUGUGCCUUAUAAUACGGAAACAAAUCUAAUAAUGAUUGACUUGUGCAUGAUAGAAACAAAAAAAUUAUUUUGUGGAAAUGGCAUCCCAUGGUUACCCUAGACUGUUUUUAGACACAAGAAGUCUGUAAGUUUGUGUAACUUUAUGGGAGCAUUUACAAGGUUGUACAUUUAACGUGUAGCAAAAAUCCUGGAAUUUAGGUACAAGUUUGAGAUUAAUCCCAGGUUUGAUUUUAUUUUUUUGGUUAAAAAAAAACCAAGACAUUAUUCAAGAGCAAUUAUCUUGUGUCUUCCAAAAACUGUGAACUUCUGCUUUUCAUUAGAUUAUUUUAAAACAGAUGCAAAUUCUGAUUAGCUGACAUAGUGAAAGUUUGUUUCCAUUUUUGAUAUUUUUUUGUAUGUGCUACAUUUUAUAAUCUUAUUUCUAUAGCGUUUGAAGUGGAUGGUUUUGAACCAAAUUGCACUCUAAUAUUAUGGUGUGAGAAUUUUGUUGUUCCUCUCUUCUUAUCUAGUUCCUGUCCAGUUUACAGAAGUGCCACAGAAUAUAACAGUUAAUGCGUCAACUCCUCUGUCUUUGAGUUGUGAUGCCUCGGGUUUUCCUGAACCUAAGAUAAGAUGGGAAAAAUCUGAGAUUAAACUGUCUAACACCAAACAGUUGAACAUCUCCAGUAGUAACAGGAAUGAUGCAGGAGAAUAUGUUUGCAUCGCAAGCAAUGGAGUGAGACAGGAAAAGACAGUAAGAGUUUAUGUCACUGUGCAAUGUAAGUCUUUAUUUCAGUCUGUCAUAAAAAGCUGCCACUGCUGCUGAAUCCAUAAUACAGUCGAACCUAUAAGCGGUCACCCUGUAUUUAGUGGCCAGUUGUUAAAGUCUCAACUUCUUUUCUCAUUAAUCGCUGUGGUCACCUUUGAGUGAGUGACAACAACCUGUUUGUAUUGUCUUCCACCUGUAAUGAACAGUCUCAUAGAAAGGAACCAUUCAAUUAAAACUAUGAUUUUUGUAGUAAAAUUUAAUCUAUGUUUCUCUCCCGAAAUUAAUGUUAGUAAUAUUUUAACGAGUUUUUUUUUAACAUAAAAUGAUCAAUUAUGGCAUAACAUGGCCUUUUUAUCAUUUUUAAUAUUAACCCUAUUCUGUGGAGUGCAAUGUCCUGUGGGUGACCGCUCAAUACAGGUUUGACUGUACAUAAAUACACCCAUUUUCAAAACGUUGCAAUUGAAAAAUUCCAAGAAAUAAAUACACUUUUAUUCCAAGAAAAAGGUGACAACAGAAUAAAUUAUAAGGAAAAAGGAACAGCACAAUAGCUGAUGUCAAGUCUUUGUUUCAUCUUCGCACUAUAAAAAUGUUGUGUUUUCUCGAUGUGAAAUAUACAUGUAUCAUGCAUCUCCUUUUUGAUAAGAAAAGAAAAGUGUUUAUAUUUUCAAACUGCAAACAGGUGUAUUUAUAUCUACACAAAUUCACCAAAACACACCAAGUCAAUAUCCAAGAAAAAACCUUAUCAAAAUUAAAAUUUCCCACAAAGAGAGAUUUGCAUCCCAUCCUAGAAUAGGGUGGUGGCUGGGCUGCAUGCGAGCGCUAUACUUGUAGUUAAGCCCACUGCAUCUUCUUCAGCCAGGCUGGCUUGAAGGCGGACAUUAAAAACCUAGUCUCCAAGUUUUUGCAGCCCCUCCUAAGCCUCCUGAUUUGGACUUUCAACCACCUUCCAACCAAAGUGUGUUCACGCACAAGAUAACGUAAAUUGGCCACCGUAAAGAGUUAAAAAGCUGACGUAUUGAAAAGCCAAAUGAAUAAAGGGGUAAGUUUCUAAAGAAACUGUGGUGCUGCGUGGGUGGGAGAGUAUAGCAGGUAAUUUAGUGUUAACAACUGGGUUGAAAACGUAAAUUAGCCACCGUAAAGGGUAAAAAAGCUGACGUUUCGAGCGUUAGCCCUUCGUCAGAGCGAUUAGAGGAAUUGUGGGUUGUGUGUGGGUUUAUAUGUAGGAAGUGGAGCUACGCCAUUGGUGGGAAUGUGGUGACGAGAAAACAGGAAUAAAUUAGUUGAAUGAAAAGCGCUCGUUGAUUCCGUGGGGAUUAAGGGUGCCGAUUUGGAAUAUAAAUUUGUGGGGGUUGCGAAAAGAUAGUGCCAGUCUCUACAUACCUUGCAAAUUUCCGACACUUCUUUGGCUUUUCUAGACAUCAAAAUUUCAAUUGAAGGCAACGGCUUAUGUACUAGUGUUUACUACAAACCUACAGAUUCACAUAGUUACUUGUUGUAUUCAUCCUCACAUCCAUCACACGUCAAGAACUCCAUACCUUUUUCACAGUUUCUCAGACUUCGUCGUUUAUGUAGUGACGACUCUAAUUUUUCCGAAAAAUCAGAGGCAAUGUGCCAGUUUUUCGAUAAACGCGGCUAUCCUGUUUCUGUCGUUCAAGCGGGCUACCACCGUGCCCAACUAAUCGAUCGACAGGCAGCACUACAAACGGCCGAGAAGGAGAACACUGACCGCAUUCCAUUUACUCUUACAUUUCACCCUCACAACCACGCAGUUAAAUCUAUCAUUCUUAAAAAUUUUAAAUUACUCCAAAACGAUUCAGAGACUGGCACUAUCUUUUUGCGGCCUUUCCUUACAUCUAGGCAGUUCGGAAAGCCGUAAAACACUAGAACAAAAAUUUAUAUUCCAAAUCGGCACCCUUAAUCCCCACGGAAUCAACGAGCGCUUUUCAUUCAACUAAUUUAUUCCUGUUUUCUCGUCACCACAUUCCCACCAAUGGCGUAGCUCCACUUCCUACAUAUAAACCCACACUCAACCCACAAUUCCUCUAAUCGCUCUGACGAAGGGCUAACGCUCGAAACGUCAGCUUUUUUACCCUUUACGGUGGCUAAUUUACGUUUUCAACCCAGUUGUUAACACUAAAUUACCUGCUAUUGAAAAGCCAGCUUGGUAACUCUUUACGGUAGCUAACUUACGUUAUCAACUCACUUGAAAAUACUAAAUAACCCUACUUUUUACUUGAUUUUUGUAGUGCACACGAAUCCAAAUAAAUGGGAUUUCCGAGGUACGCACUCGAUCGCAGGUGCGCAUUACUUGCUCUGUUUCCCCUCUACUUACGUAAUUGCUAUUCAUGCCCUGCCCUAUUUUGGUCAUACAAUCAAAAUUUUCCGGCUUGAUGAGUUACUGUUAUUACUACUGUUUUUUUAUAGGUUUGGGCUACGCUGCACUCUGCUAUUGAAUCAAUGAAAUUAAUUGAUUCAAUUUUAAACAAAUACCUUACGUUUUAACUUUCUGAGUUACUUUUUGUGAAGGCUUGAAAUUAAUUACAAACGGUUUUUAGGCCGCGAGUCAACCCAUUUAAUGACAAAAUGUUUCUACCAAAAAUUCAUUUCUAAACCAAUAUUCUGCUGGCAUUCAAAGCAAUUUAGGAGAGAGAGGGAAAAGAGAGGAUUAAUAAGUUAUUUAUCGGCUUGAAGUCGUGACCCACAUCUUUGCUUAAAAAUAAUGCCCAGCUUGUUUGGAUCGUUCAGUGCGACCAAUGUUGCUGCGUAUUUUUGCCUUGUUCUAAAGUGUAAUACGGUGGCAUAUUUUUCCUCUUCUCAUAAUUUCAUUUAGUAAAAUGACACAGUGGAGGCAUGAUAAAGCUCAUAAAUAUUCUGAUUGAUAUGAAGUAUCACCAAUUAUUUGUUCAGUUGCUUAUUGCAUUAGUAUUUAUUCUUAGACCCGCCAACAAUUCAAAAUGUCACAACGUCAUCUAAGAAGUCUUGGAUUGGCCAGACAGUGAGCUUGAAAUGUCUUUCUGAUGGUGUUCCUACACCAACACUCUAUUGGUACAAACCUGAAGGAAGUGAAAUAAACAGAGUCACAGCCAGAGAAAACAAAGUACAAGUGCCAUUCAGGGGUGAUCAAGAUUUUGGUCAUUACAAGUGCAUUGCUGCUAAUGGACUCAUUCCAUCUGAUGAGAAAUUAAUAAAGAUAAAUCAGAUAAGUAAGUAAAAAAGGUCAGUGUAUUUUGAUAAGAAGAAAACUAUAUAUAAGGUCUGCAUCUUGCUCACUAUCGCUGUUUCAGGUGUAAUAGAAGUAAAAGCCAAAUUUUCUUACAAAGUACUCGACAAGGUAACUCAUUCCCUUUGUACAAGUCAUUCGAUUAUUUAAAGUAUAAUACGUGUGGAUAAUCUGUAAGGUCCAUAAAUGUGUUUAAAAAUUUAAGCUUAUGUUCAAACAUCGAAUAAUAGAUUUAUCAUUCUACUAUUUUUUUCAUUUUCUAACAAUUUGGCCGCUGAGCGUCCCGUUCGCAAUUUUCCCCUCUUUAGCAGCGUUAGACCUUCACAUAUUUUUCGCGUUCGUUACCCCAAUGAGGCAUACUGAAAGGUACCUUUUUGACAUCCCCUCAUGCGUGUAUCCACAGGAAACAUCCUCCACCAUGGACUCUUAAUUGUUCCCCUUUUUUUAGGCUCUUGGUUGAAUUUAUCUGGUAGCUACAUAUACAUUAAAUUAUGAUAAUACAAGGACAUACUGUAUGAUAAUCACCCAAAAAGUUUCUCCUUCCUUCUUUUUUUGCAAAAUCAUUUUUUUUAUGGCACUAUGUAGAGAAACCAGGGAAAGCAUCCAUCAAAUCAUCAGAAUCAUUAAUUCAAGCAACUUUUAUAACAAUAAGAUGGACUGCACCAGCUGAUGAUGGAGGAAGUCCGAUUACAGGAUACCGAAUGAUCUUACAAAAGGGUGAAACUGAGAUAGAAAAGGAUGAUAUCACCGAUCCUGGGACGACAAGUUACUCGUUUCGUGGUUUGGAGAAAAAUACCAACUACACGGUGAAACUGUUUUCCAGAAAUUUUGUAUUCGAGGGAGACCCUACUGUAAGGACAAUUAAGACCAAGUUUGAAGGUGAGGAAUCACAAGUGAUUUCGUGACUGAGCACUUUACACCAAUCAUUUUGCUGCAAACUUAGAUUUGUCCCAGUUUUAACAAUGUUAUCUGCUUGCCGCAUGAUAAGAUUUUUGAUUUUAAGUGUUUGUCUCCUCCUUAGCGAGUUUACCUACGUUUGAAGAAGCAUAAUAAUAAAUAAACCACAUGUAAACAUGAGUGAGAACAGUAGACAACCUACGCGGCUACAUUCUGUAAAUGCUACCUGUUUAUCAAGUAUUGUUUGCCUUUUACCAUGCUAUGUUACGGCUGAGCAGUCGUAACAUGGCUGCGAAGUUCCUCGCACCUGUUAUCGCUUUAGCUCUUCUUGUUAUCGCCUCCUCAGUUGGCAAACUCCCUGGAGAAAAAAGCUUGUUGUCUCAACGGAAAAUCCCGUGUCAGCUUAUGUUUGGAGAAAAAAGAGCCGAAGCCCUGGACAAUCAAAUGGCUCGGGAAGCGGAGCAUGUGCACUCAGUUUUACGCUGUGUCAUUGCCGAGUGCCUGUACUAAGUCACGCGCAAUGUCAAACUUUCAAAAGCAGAAAAUAGGUGCACGUAAAUUGAGUUCCUUCCUGUAAUUACGUGCCACAAAUGAAUGGCGAAUUGUCCUUUCAAGCUAUUUUGAAUUCAUCUCAGUACUUAACAUAAUUUCGCUUGAUAUACGCUUUUGUUUUAAAAAUAUCCCAAAAUAAUCCUCGAACAAUUUACAGAUUAUUUAAUCACUGAUAAUGGUUGUGACUAGGUUUGUAACAAGAAGUUAUAUAAUUAUUAGAAAUUUCACGCUGUACGUGUUGUUGAAAUUAAUCUAGGAGUCCCAGAUGUGGUCGAAAUAGACGAACUACCAGGUGAAACAACAGACGAUACAAUUACCCUAAAGUGGAAGGAGCCAGAAAGUAAUGGAAAAGUUAUUACCAUGUAUACAGUGUACCAAAGAGUAGCGAUUGAUGGGAAAGUAGGACAGUGGACAGAAAUAAAGAAAAUCAGAGAUGUUUCUGUGAGAGAAUUGAAAAUAGUGUUGGAGAGAGGAAAGGUGUAUCAGUUUGCCAUUACUGCAACUAAUGAGCUUGGUGAAAGCCUGAAACAAGAGAAAGCAAAUAUCCAGCAAGUCAAGGCAGAAGGAAGUAUGUUUAAAUGAAUCUUAAUUUCUACUUUCAAAGGUUUAUCCUUUUCUUUUCUUAGUUUUCAUGCCCUCUCCGUCUCAUCAAUAUCGAGGUUUUUACGGGUGAAUUCUUCGCUUGCAAAAACCUGAAGCAAUGUAAAAAGUUCACUUAAGUCGUGGUUGAUAUUUGUGCGCCAACCAGAGGCCUAUUAGCUGAUGUACGAGAAGUUGUUUUGCAGGGUACUUUAUUACUACAUUUCAGUUAACAAGUUAAUUAAAUGAUAAUAAUUAAACGGCAGCAGUUACACUCAUAGCAGAUGGCUGUAUGAAUAAUAUCAAAUUCAGAAAUUACAGUCCUAUACGAGACUUAUUUAUAAUGACAGGGAAGCGACCCUUGACAUGCAAACGCAUUACAAAGAGACAAAGCCAUCCAUCAGGCGUAAAUAGGGGGGCUGGACUCUGGGGUCGCUACGUUGAUCACUGUAUCAGCACUACUUUUUCCACCAGAGAGGAACUCUAUUGUUUUUAACCACUGUCAGUUACUUUCACUGAGCUCUAAAAUAGUUUUUUAUCCCCACAGACGGCUUGGAAAGUACGACAAAAGGUAAGAAUAACAAAGAAAUUGUUAAAUAUAUUAAAGUUCACAAAGCAACCAGGCGCAUAAUCAGACACGGUUUAGUGCUACUCUGGUUUAAAGAUUUAAUGAAUGAAGUUACAACCAGUAAUACUCCUGAUGAGAAGGAACCAGCGGCUUUCUUUGCUGUUAUUCCUCACAUUCAGGGUGUUACAGAACCAAUCAAGAGAAUUUUGAAUAGCCCAAACGUUUAUGGUUAUCAAAACCCUUUCAGACCUAAGGGCAUAUUUUUGCCAAACCUAAGGAUCCAAUCACAAAUGAACAACUAACAGACGCUUUUUAUUCUAUUCCGUGCAAUGGCUGUGAUCAUGAGUAUAUCGGACUGACCAAACGUCACUUUGGUAUACGUUUGAAAGAGCAUCAAAAACUGGUCUCCUUUCGUGAGAAAGAAAAUUCAGCUUUGUCGGAGCACACAUGCCUAACUAACCAUACAACUGGGUGGGAUAAUUUCAAAAUUAUCACCACUUAUCGAUGUUACCACCAGCGUCCUUGUUUGGAAGCCUGGCAUAUCAACUCUGCCCACGCUCCUUGCGAUGGUGGUGGCUUACUGCCUGACACAUAUUUACACCUCGCCAGAAAAAAGGGCAGCCAAUUAGUGAGCGUGUAAAAGGACCUCUUUGUGCAACGAUUAGAUCACCCAUGACGAAGGCGGUGAGACAUGAGUGUUGACAACGUUGGUUCUAUGAACUGUAACUUCUCGGUUACUUUCAGUCCAUUUUACAGUUGCAUGCUUGGUUGCCAAGCCUUUGAACAGGAGUGAGGCUGAAGGUGAUCUUGUUAUGAUACAAACCUAGUAGCUUUUCAAGUGUAAAUGACUUUGUUAUCAUACUAACUAGAUACUUGUCUCUAUCAUUACAUGGUCAACUUCAGCCUCACUCCAAAUCAAAGGAUUAGCAACCAAGUACACAACUGUAAAAUGGCCUGUUCAUUAAAUCUUUUAACCAGAGUAGCAUCAAAACAUGUCAGAGUGUUAAAUUUUUACUCGUAUUCUUCCGAAAACGGCCUUUUUCUAAUUGUAUUCCGUAUCUGUGUAAUUAAACAACUCGUUUCUGUGAGUGAUGUAUUUCUACGGUUUUUGUUUUUGUCGUUGUUGUUUUUAGUCAAUUGAACAAAAUAUUACUUUUAGAAAUUAUUAUAGAAAGAUUAGCACUUUACUUUUCUUUAGUACCUCGCCAAUGAGAGUUAGACUUUUGGUCAUUAGCCUAAGCUAUGUAGUGAGAGCAGUUUAUCGACCAGGAUCAGUGCAAAUAUUGUUUGAACGUUACUUGAUCAAGCUUAGUAUAAUUAACCAUUUUAGGUCCUGAGGAAUGUAACUGCCCAUCUAACAACGUCUUGUUAGCCAUAAUUGGGGUUCUUGCCUUCACAAUCCUUCUUCUAAUUAUUUACAUAAUCUGGCUACACAGGAAAGGUAAGUAAAAAAAAAAUCAUAAUCUGUGUUAGAGGGUUUGGCUGAAAGAUUCAUUUUAUACAAAAGCAAACUUUGACCCACGUCCACAUCAUUUGUCUUUUUUUCUUUCGUUCUUUUUUUCAGUCGCUGUAGGGAAACAGAGGUACGAAUUUGCUGCCACUUGGAUUGUGUCGAUGUAAUGUGCCAGAUAUGGUUUCAUCUUGACACAAAAUUCCACUUAAAGCUGAUGAAAUUCUCAGCUUUUUAUAAAUAUUCGUAUGCUUUAUCAAUUGUAGGACUUAUGAAGAUGAAAGAGGUGUUUACGACGUAAGUAACAGCUAAGACAUUAAGGUCAUGUUAGUGUGGCCAGAAAUUAUGUGAUUUCAUAUUACCUCUACUUUCUACAAGAAAAUAAACGAUUGCAACAAUAAGAAGGAAAAAACGUGUAGGUCUACGAAAAAAACGCAUAUUGCAUCAGUAGAGGAUACAAUGAAAUAGGGGAGGAAGUUAGAUUCGAUAAGGUCUUUGUCCUGUGUUCAUGUCCUUUAACAAGGUACUCCAAGGAUUUUCCUUGGGUUGUUCCUGGUUCAAGUGCGUGGCUUCACUUCAUAGAUCGAUAACUGGUCUGCACCCGGUUGAUAUUUGCUUUUUAAAUAAUUGUUUUUUCGAAGUUUUGGCCGUCUUAUUUUCUUGAUGCCUUUUUUUUACCAAACGUAAUUCUAAGAGCUGAGUACAGCAGGAGUUUUUUUUUGUGCGUGUAUUUGUGAAAAAGUUUCACUACCAAUCGACAAUCUUCAUGUUGCAGUUUCUAGCUUCGGCAAAUAUGCUAUGAACCUCAAUCACUUCAUUGGAUAUGAUGGUUUCAAAAGCAGAGGACAAAUUGUUAGUAAUAAUAAGGAUAAUAGAGAUUAUAAACUAUUUGUAAUAUUUUGCUGUGCAAGAAUGUAAAGGUUUCUGUGAUGAAAUUGGGUAAACUGAUUUUUAUAACUAUGUGGAACUUUUUUCUGGGAUUAAUAACAGAUUUGUAUGUGAAUACCUUAACGGCAUGUUGGUUUAAUAGAAUGAAACAGGAUUAGAAGAUAUCGAACCAAGUCUACCUGAUUCAAGAAAACUCACUCAGCCUCCUGCGGAAUACAUGGAUCUCAUAGAAGUCAAUAAAGAUAAUAGAAAAGCACAAAGAACAGCUCCAGGUGCUGAUUAUGUGCCUCUUCAUCCGUUAACACGCUGCUGGGAAGUUCCAAGACAUCACGUGACCAUAGAAAAAAUCAUUGGUAAAGGUGCUUUUGGUCAGGUUGCCAAGGGAACAGCGGUAGGACUUAGAGGGAGUCCUGAAACGACCACAGUGGCUAUUAAAAUGCUGAAAAGUGAGCUUUUGUACCGUAAAUUGAAUGACAGUCUUGGCCUUCAGUAAUUCAGGAAAUUUUACCGAGUUACCGUAUUUUUUAGCUAUUUACCAUUUCAUGAUUAUAACGUAUGUUAUUGUUUCGGCAUUUCGCAUUACCUUCCCUCUAACCAAAUUUUACUCCUUGUUUAUUACGCUCUAGCAAACGCUGUUGAAUCAGACAAGAGAGAUUUGAUGAAAGAACUUGACACAAUGAAGCAGCUGAAACCACAUCCUUACGUCAUUAAACUUCUUGGAUGUGUUACAAAAUCUGGUAUGCUUUGGUUAUGCGGGUCUAAUUUUUUUGUGCACAUUUUGCUUAUGAUUUACUCUGUGACGUUUUCUCGUCAUUAAUAAUUUGCUCCAAUGGAAGAGUCACUGCUUCACAAUGAAGCACAACAAAAAACCAUCGCAUGAGGUAAUUUUAUCUUUUUUUAACCGACAUAGACGCUCCUGGAUUUACUGAUAGACUAAGACCAAAUAUUUGCCUCUGAACAGACCAUUCUGUUGUGUAAGCGGAAACGCGUUUUGGAAGAGAAUAUUUGGUCUUUACCCUCUUAUUAGACCGUUACAUAUUUUUUUCUCCUUCUUUUCGUUAAACUACAUCUUAUUUUCGUGCGAUUUCUUCAAAAGUAUUGACCACGACUGGGCUAUUCAUUUAUUGUAUUUAUUGCUAAUUUUUUUUUAGAGGGUAAUAUAUCAUUUAAAGCGCUGAUUUUUUUUCCAGAACAGCUUUUGGUUUUGAUUGAAUAUGUGCCUUUUGGGGAUCUGCUGGGUUACCUGAGGAAGAGCCGUGGAUUAAAUGACACUUACUACAAAGACCCGGAUAUCAAACCACAAACAAAUCUGACGUCACAGCAGCUGAUGAAGUUUGCUUGGCAAAUUGCAGAUGGAAUGAGUUACUUGUCCUCAAAAUCUGUAAGUUAAUUGAGAAAAAAAACACAAAUGACAAACAAUUCUAAAGCCUUCUUGUAAGUUGUAUCGUCAUAUUAAGCUUUGUCUUGCAUAGAAUGUUAUGUCUCACAAGAUCACGCCCGGGAGAUGCAAACGUACUCUUACCGUGUUGUUGACGCUAUUUUUUUUUAGAGCCAGGAACUCUCACAAUUUUGAAGUCAUCGUCUAAGUUUUAUUUCAAUGUGCGAAUGGCGAUAUUUGUGCAUCGUUGCAAAUGCGCCCCAUUGAAAUAAAGUACCUGUGUUUUUCUCGUGUAUGCAGAGGCAGAGAUGUGAAUGGAUAGGAUCUUUUAAGAUAUUCAGCCCAAACUAAGUGUUCAACAAAUAUCCAUUUUAGUGACAAGAAAGAGAAGGAAUUAAAACUUGAAAUUCAAAAAUUCGUCUUUGGUCGCUAAACUGCCACAUUAUAGAAUCCUAUUUAGAUUAAAAACUUAAGAUAGGCGUUCUAUGAAAUAACUACGUAUUGCACAAAUAAAGUAGUUUGCCUCUCUUUGGAAUAUGAGGCAGUAAUUAUAGUGAAUUUAAUUCUCUGCCCUCUGGAAGAAAGAGAAAUACGCACACCAUAUUAUGUUGCUAGACGUUUCUAUUUUCCUACCUGAACCAUUUCAUAUCAGUUAUUUUUCUUCUGCAAUCGCUAAUUUUUGCUGUUGCACCAAUUCUUUCUUAGAUCAUUCACCGAGACCUUGCGGCCCGUAAUGUGUUGGUUGGACAAAAGGAAACUUGUAAAGUGACCGACUUCGGAAUGGCCAGAGAUGUGCAGCAGGAAAAUAUUUAUGAACGAAAGACUAAGGUAAUUAAGAAAGAGGGGGAGGGAGGUGGGGAUGGUACUACAUGUCGUUCAGUUUAGUGAUCUUUCAGGAUCAUUGUUGUGGUAAAACUGAUAUAUUCCUGAUUUUGAUCAUGAAUUCCUUGGAAGGGAACCGAAUGAAAAAAUUAGCAAUGCGUAUACGUGUACAACUUUACAUAUCACUGUCUUUGACUAGUCGCUUCCUAUGAUUUUUGAGCUGUUUCACAAAGUGAUAUUUAAAAUCUUUAGGGCCGUCUUCCCGUGAAGUGGACAGCUUAUGAGGCCUUGUUGUAUGGUAAAUAUACCACCAAAAGUGACGUGUAAGUAUACCCGAUAAUUACCCUUAGCAAUUUUCCAAUUCUAUGCUUUGUCAAAGGAUAUACAUAUUUUAGUUGUCACAUAUAAUGUUAAUGUCUUCAGUCACCUAAUUUAUAUUUAUUUGAUUUGUAAUUCCACAGAUGGAGUUAUGGAGUCUUGCUGUACGAGAUUUUCACCAUAGGUAUUAUCGAAUAGAAGUUUAUAACGAUAUGUUUGGUUUCUUUUUCUUUUUUUUUUGCUGCGUAUUUACAAGGUAUCGCGUUCAGUUAGACAAACGUAAAGAGCUUCCCCAUGCAACCUCAAACUCCAUCAAGUGACACUGGUCGUGUUUCAGCGACGGUCUAUUUUUCGUCACAUUUAUAUUUCGGUGGUCUUAUGAUUCUUCCAGGCGGCUCACCAUACCCACGAAUGGAUGGAAGAAAAAUUGCAAACUUACUUCAGGAUGGAUACAGGAUGCCUAAACCACAACACGUCGAUGAAAAAUUGUAAGUUUUCUUUGUUCACUCGUUCUCCCUCAUCGUAUGAGGAAACAUUCUUUAAAUCUUUAACAGAUCAUUUGAACAUUACCAGGUAUCAGAUCAUGAUGAAAUGCUGGAAGAAUGACCCAGAUGCAAGACCAACUUUCACUGAAUUGAAAAAUCAGCUCAAGGAAAUGGAAACCCUACACAAGGUGAGAAUUUUGAUCAACAUGAAAGUUUUUUUUUCACGAAGGACCGACUGGCUUAGGCUCAGCUAAUUAAGACUAAGCUUAACAGUAUUGAGCCUAGAUAGCGUAGUAAUUUGUACCCAUCUCUGUAAUUUUAACGAAGUUUGGAUCGCAUCUUCUUGUUAUGUCGCUGAAGCAAAGAAGCGAACUAGAACGUCUCAAGGACAAUUGACACGUGGUUAUUUAAAAGAUCAUAGGAUGAGACGCACAAAGAUUAGCAGACGACGAAGCCAUAAAACACUUUCUCCUUGAAUGUUUUGACGUAAAAAAAGCUGACGACUUUUGAGAAUAACCUCUUUUCAAGAGGAACACUUUUUUACUGAUACUGAUUACUAUAUUAUUUUUCUUUGCAGAAGCUGAUCAACAUGACAAUGUACGACAAGCAGUUGUAUGCAAACGUCGAGGAUUUAAUGGUGUAG